This is a messenger RNA of Homalodisca vitripennis (glassy-winged sharpshooter), 1452 nucleotides long. RefSeq lists its product as uncharacterized. NCBI's taxonomy places the organism in Eukaryota, Metazoa, Arthropoda, Insecta, Hemiptera, Cicadellidae. The record is from RefSeq and is a predicted model, not a curated record. The transcript has 2 exons. Bases 1 to 1452 code for a protein of 483 amino acids.
AUGGCGCUACUGGCAAUAGAGUCGGCCGCAGAGUAUGAUGAAGUUGUUACAGGUUGGGAGUUUCACUCUCAUAAGCCUUACGCCUCGUCAACUCUGAAAAACAACGACGAAAUCAGAAUUCCGUUAAGUCAACAGGAUAUAAUUACGGCGCCGUUCGAAACCAGUAUACACAUCACUGGUAAAGUGAGUGCCAAGAAAGCUGACGGGAGUGAGGCCAGUAUUUCACUAAUAAACAAUGCCAUCGCAUUUUUAUUCGACGAUGUAAGGUACGAGAUAGGCGGAAUAGAGGUUGACAGGACGAAAAAUGUAGGUAUAACGAGUACUAUAAAAGGACUACUCUCCAUCAGGGAUGAAGAACAAAAGUGUCUCGUAAACGCGUGCUGGCUCGGUCCCAAUAAGACCAGUGAGGCCGGUGAUUUUACAUAUUCGGUGCCUCUGAAACUUUUGAUGGGUUUUGCCGAGGAUUACAAGAGAAUUGUUGCGAAUGUUAAGCAAGAGCUUGUUCUCUUGAGGUCAACUACGGAUAUUAACGCCGUUAUCUCACCGGACGCGUCAAACCUCGACUUUCAGAUUACAUCGCUCGAGUGGCGUGUACCACAUGUUACAGUGUCAGAUAGUUACAAAUUAAAAUUAUUGCGCGUGAUUGAGAAAGAUACUUUGAUUCACCUACCGUUUCGGUCCUGGGAACUUCACGAAUAUCCUUCACUACCGCAAACAACUCGACAGAGCUGGACAAUAAAAACGAGUUCGCAAAUUGAAAAGCCUCGGUACGUGGUGCUGGCCUUUCAGACAGGUAGAAAGAACGACCUAAGAAAGGACGCCUCUACUUUUGACCGUUGUACCCUGACGAAUGUUAAACUCUAUCUGAAUUCACAGUACUACUCUUACGACAAUGUCCACGGCGAUCUCUGUAUAUUUUACGACAUGUACACACGAUUCCAAAGUUCGUACUAUCAAAAACCAGGGUCUUCGCUGGUUGACUUUAAAACAUUCACGUCUCAUGUUACUCUGUACGUGAUUGAUUGUUCCAAGCAGAACGAUUCGAUCAAGUCGGGACCUGUAGAUGUUAGAUUAGAAUUUAAAGCUAAGGAGAAUUUCCCGGCAAACACAGCUGCAUACUGUCUCCUACUGCAUGACUCCCACAUGGCGUACACAGUGCUCACUGGUUCGUUUGCUCCAAAUUUCAACUGUAUCACUCAAGCUUUGGAGACCUCACAGAGGUUGUAUAUCAAGGUGGACAGUGGGGAGGAUGUCAGAGUUUCGAACGUCUUUGGUAAAAUACAUGUGUAUGUCUAUGACGGGGAACAUUCUUUAACGCUUAAUAAGACCGAGUGGGUUCAGUUCGUUAACAACCUUCCGUCGGUCUACAUCGCACUACGGGAUCUCUUUUCGAUCGAGGUGUCGGCUAAGACUGUUGUUCGGUGUCUGCUGGCUGGCGAGAAGGAGGAUUAG